ACUAUUUAGUUUUGGCUGUCCAGAGGUGCGCUCGUGCCAGGAUUUUACCAAAAAAAAGAAAAAAGUUUAGUGUGUGGUGCAUAGUUGGACUGAACUGUGUGUGUGCUACGGUGCGCUACGGGCUACGACUGCGUAGCGGCGUCUCGUAGGAAUCUCAAGUGAGUGACCACAUGCCCGGUCGGUGACGUCACAGCUCGAGGAAGAAGAUGAAGCCGCGAGGGGCGAGCGUCAUGCACGCCUUCACCGCACUCACUAUGCUCACCAUGGCGAACGCCCAAACCACGUGCAACCAAGGGAUGGGGCGCGUCAUGUACGAACGAUUACCCAACCAGCAGCUGCACGGAUUCGAUGAUGAUGUUGUCCGCGAGACGGCGCCCCCGUUCCGUGUGCUGGAGAAGUGCCAGGACCUGUGUCUGCGGGACCGCUCGGGCAACAGCCUGGUCCGCACGUGCAACUCCAUCGACUUCCAGCCCGGGGCCCGCAUCGCCGCCUUCAGCCCCGAGCCCGAGUACGAGGAGUCCACGUGCUACCUCACCAGGGAGCAGGCGGCCCCUGAGGGCAUCGGGACGUUGAUGAUCGUGCCCAAUAGCGUGCAUUUCAAUGAGAUUUGCUUGACUUCGAACCGUCCAGAGCGUGAAUGUCCGUCCCGCCGGUACGUGUUCGAGCGGCACGCCCGCAAGCGCCUGAAGCUCCCACCUUCAGACCUGAAGGAGAUCAUGGUGGCCAACCGCACCGAGUGUGAGGACAAGUGCCUCGGGGAGUUCAGCUUCGUCUGUAGAUCUGCUACCUACGACUCUGCGUUACGGACCUGUUCGCUAAGCAGGUUUACGAGGAGAACCCAUCCAGAGAUGCUGGAAGAUGACCACAAUGCCGAUUAUUUGGAGAAUACUUGCUUGAAUGCUGAAAGACGUUGCGACGGUCUAGCCGUGUUCAUAAAAGAGGAAAACAAGCGGUUAGGAGGACCUUUCGAAGCAGAUGUCUUCUCUAAUAUGACCCUGGAGGAAUGUCAAGCUAUGUGCGUCAGGGCCGAAAAGUACUUCUGCCGCUCGAUAGAGCAUGAUGCCAUGACUCGUCAGUGUGUGCUGUCGGAAGAAGACUCGGUGUCACAGAAGGAUGACGUGACGGUCAGCGCUUCGCCAACGCACCACUUCUACGACCUCGUCUGUCUCGAUAAUCUUUCUCACCGGGCAGCUCGCGGCACGGAGUACCCGGACAACAGCGUGACGUCACACCUGUUCUCCCCGGGCCGGCGCCCCGACACUGCCUUCCAGCGCUACAGGAACAGCCGCAUCACCGGGGAGUUCCAUUCCGAGAUCACCGGCCGCUCGCUGAGUGAAUGUCUGGAUGAGUGUCUGAGGCAGACCAGCUUCCAGUGCAGGUCAGCGGUGUACAGUGAUCGCGCUAGAACCUGUCGCCUCAGUCGGUACAACCAGAAGGAUGGCAUGAGGCUCUUGUACGACCCUGACUUCGAUUACUACGAGAAUUUAAUGCAUCAGCUAGUGAGUGGAGAAGGAGAGGCGGGGGGCGCAGGCAGCGGCUCCCAGCCCUGGGGCCGACCCACUACCACAGGUGGUAACAGCGGUGAUCGCGACCGCGACCGCGAUCGUGAUCGCGACCGUGAUCGCGACCGCGACCGCUACCCGUCCGGCGGCGACCGCGACCGCGACCGCGACCGGGACCGCUACCCCGACGACGACCGGUACCCUGACGACGACCGGUACGGCAGACCCGACGACCGCUACCCACCCGGCGCCGACUACGACCUCUACCUCGACCGAUACCCGGGCGGGGACAGAUAUCCCGACGACAGAUACCCGCCCGGAGUCGGCCUCGACCGCUACCCGCCGGGGGUCGGCCUCGACAGAUAUCCCCCCGGAGUCGGCUACCCCGCCCCCGCCGCCUACCCUGCGCCCGCCGCCUACCCCGCCGGCGGCAGGUACCCCGCAGCAGGCGAUCGAUACCCAGUUGACAGCGGACGAUACCCCUACUACGACUAUCCCACCACUAACGAUAUUGGCAGAUACCCGGCUAGUGAUCGCUACCCUGUCAGUAGAUACCCCGUCGACACUUACCCUGAUAGAUACCCAGCUAGUCGGUAUCCAGAAGACAGAUACCCGAUGAGCGGUGGUGGCCGGUACCCGAGUAGACCAGGGUACUAUAACACUAACAGAUACCCUGCUGCUGAUGACCGUUACCCAUCCAGGGACUGGUCGGGAAGAUACCCGUAUAGCCGCUACCCUGUCGGUGUGAACCGAGAACCAAUAAUACCGCUUGGUGGCACUCCUGACUAUUAUAACAAAUAUCCGCAGACCGGAUCAUCCUAUCCACCUGCAGGCUAUGGUCGUGGAGGCUACUACGGCGCAGGGCCAGCCCCUGACCUCAUUGGCGCUGAUCGCUACCCCGAGAGAGGUCGACCUGUAGUCCCAGUAGGUCCUGACAGAUACCCAGUGGAACCUAGACCGAUAUUCGGGAUAAGAAGACCAGUAGAAAGGCCUGGAGGAUACCGUGGAAGUUAUCCGCCUCCAGAGCGUCCUAUUGGCGCACCAGCUUAUGGGGGCUACGAGCCAGAUGGACCGAUCGGGCCAGGGGCACCCAUUCCAGUUGGUGGACCAAUAGGAGGCCCGCUCGGUGGACCAGUGGGAGGCCCUCCAAUAGGUCAGAGGCCAUGGCAAGGGUCCCGCUGUGAGGAUGACAGCUUCAGACAAGUUGGGCGACAGCGCAUGCAGAGGAGAUUCGUGCGAAGAUUUACCACUGCCCAGUCUUUGGCCCAAUGCCAGAGGGAGUGCAUUGAGGCUAGGGAUUUCAUCUGCAGGUCUUUCAACUUUAGGGACGCGGGCUUCAACGGAGAAGCCCGGGACAACUGCGAGCUGAGCGACCGCGACACGCGCGAGCUGGACGCCGCCAACCCCGCGCACUUUGAUAAUACCGCUAAUGAGUACGACUUCUACGAGCGAGCCCUGGGGAGGAUUGCUGACGACUGUUUGGAUGUCUCCCAAGUGUGCAACGAAGACGGAAUGGAGUUCACGUUGCGGCUGCCCGAAGGGUUCUACGGUCGUAUGUACACGUACGGCUUCUACGACCGCUGUUUCUUCCGCGGCAACGGAGGCAACGUCAACGUGCUGCGCAUCAGCGGCGCCCACGGGUACCCCGAGUGUGGGACGCAGCGGUACGGCGACACGAUGACCAACAUCGUCGUAGUCCAGUUCAGCGACAACGUGCAGACGUCACGCGACAAGCGGUUCAACCUCACCUGCCUGUUCCGCGGCCCGGCCGAGGCCGUCGUCACGUCCAACUACAUCGGCGCUGGAUCCGGCAGCCCAAUCCCGAUAGAGUACCUCCCGGAGGAGAGUUCAUUGAACUCGAAGGUGCGGCUGAUGAUCCUGUACCAGGGGCGUCCCACGACCACCAUCGCCGUGGGAGACCCUCUCACGUUCAGGCUGGAGGCUCAGGACGGCUACAACUAUGCCACAGAUAUAUUUGCUACGAAUGUCAUAGCGCGGGAUCCAUAUUCUGGACGAUCGGUGCAGCUGAUCGAUAGAGUCGGGUGUCCAGUGGAUGCUGAUGUCUUCCCCGAGUUGGACAAGGGUCGGAGCGGCGACUCUCUGGAAGCCAGGUUCAACGCUUUCAAGAUACCGGAGUCCAACUUCCUGGUGUUCGAAGCUACAGUGCGGACAUGCAGAGAAGGAUGCCAACCCGCUUACUGCCCCAACCACUCAGGGAGAUCCGAGCCAUCCUUUGGCCGCCGUCGCCGGGACGUGGCCAACUCAACCAUCAUCGUCACAUCCAACGACACAGCUGAAGCCAGGUCCGACGAUGCACCAGACACCAGCACUAAGAAGAUGGAUAAAGACGCAGUGUACAAGGUCUCGAUCGAAGAGGCUGAGGUGGACAAAUAUCUGAAGGAUGAGGUGGAGACCCCCAGUCAUGUGCGGAAGAUGAUUGAGGUAUUCGACAACCGCAACGAGCUGUUAGAAGAGAGUGGCCCGGACUCCUCCCCAGUAGUAGCGGCUGUCGGGACGUGCGUGUCGCCGCACCACUACCGCGCGCUGCUCGCUACACUCGCCGUUCUACUGUCCCUGUUACUGGCCAUGUGUACCGCCGCGCUGUAUAUUUAUCGCCGCUACUGGCGUGUGUUGCGUAAGAACAUGCACGCGUCGAGCGCGGCGCCGGCGCUGCGCCCCGUGACGCCGGGCCCGCGCCCCACCAGGACCUCGCUGUUCGCCGCCUCGCACAUGCACAAACCAUUCUCGCUCAGUGGCCUAGGCAGGACGUUCCAAGAAGUGGGUGACGAAGUGGGGUCGUCGGGCCGGCUAGCCAACGCCUUUGACGACGGCAGCGAGCCGAUCUACACCGACCCCUCUCUCUUCGAGCGCUCCCGGUCGCUCCGCUCUCUACACUCCCUGGAUAUGAAGCCCGAGCGCCGUGAUAGACACGCGUAACGCCGCCAUCUUGAAUUUUAACGUUUUUAAAAUAAUUGGUAGUGCAAAGCCGUU
Messenger RNA from Plutella xylostella (diamondback moth), 4493 nucleotides. The record is from RefSeq and is a predicted model, not a curated record. Lineage: Eukaryota; Metazoa; Arthropoda; Insecta; Lepidoptera; Plutellidae.